AUGAAGUCUUUGGAGUAUUUGAAUGAAACAGGUAUUAAAUGCCUCAAGUGUGAUGAAGAAGCUAUUAUCAAAGUAAGGAGUGAUGUAUACUGCAAGCAGUGCUACCUCAGAUUUAUUCGAGGGAAACAACGUAAGCAAAUGUCAAGCGAUAAGUACAAGGUCAAGUAUCUGCGAGAUGGCGCUUCGCAUAGUACAGAGAAAGUUCUAUUGGCUUUCUCCGGUGGAGUCUCAUCAUUAGUGCUAUUAGAUGUGUUAGCUAGAUUAUUGGAAGAGCAGAAAAAUACACAUAGAGAUUUGCAAGGGUUUGAACUAGUUGUGGCAAAUAUAAGCGAAUCGGAUGGGACAAAGCUGGAGUCGCUGCUUAGCUCAAGUAGUAUUAUGCAAACACUUUUAGAGUUGGUGGGUAAUUACGAAGUCAGUAUAAAAGUCAAGGUGGUUACUCCAAACAUUGAUCCUGUGUUUUUGCGACGUAUUGGCGUUGAUUAUGAGUUUAACACGUUUGCCAACAAUCUCUCUAUUGAGGAACAAUCUGUAUCCAGUCUUGCCGAAAUACUACGUGCAUCUCCGAACAGAUCAUCUUCUGAAGACUUACGUGACGUUAUAUUUCAUCAAGAGUUGUUAAGGUUGGCGCAAAGUGAAGGAUGUGGGACUAUAGUUUAUGGACACUCAAUGUCAAGACUAGCCAUUGAAGUAUUAGCGUUGACUGUGAAGGGGCGUGGAUCGAAUGUUCACUCGACAAUCUUGGACAGAGUGGAAGAUUAUUGUGGUGACCAAAUCAGUAUAAUAUAUCCAUUCCGAGAUCUUUUCGAAUAUGAGUUACGCGAGUAUGCGGUACUUUCGGACUUGAUGCAAUACGAAUCUGCAUUUGCAAAAUAUGCGGUACCCAAAUCCAAAGUUUCAAAGAAUAUGACGGUUCGAGAAAUUUUGUCCAUGUACUUGGACAGGUGGGAUGAGUCCGGCUACUUGUCAACCGCAUCGACGGUGGUUAAGAUUGGUGAAAAGUUGACAGUUCCUACAUCGCAAAACAACAGCAGUACUUAUUGCUGCGAUAUUUGUGCAAAGAAAAUAUACCAAGAUCCAAAGGAUUGGCUACAAAUGAUAACUGUCAAUGAGCCAGCCCCUUUAGUUUCAGAUGAGGAACGUGAUUAUUUGCACCAGUAUCUUACUUCACAUACGGACACUAUAAGCAAGUCUGGCGAACACGUAAAUUUGUGUUAUGGUUGCAUUACUGCCAUAAAUGGAGCCGGUGGUGACUCUGGUGUUAUUUGGCCAUUACAAAAGGAUGUGAAAUUUGAUCAUGGAGAAAAGGAAAAAGCUAAAGUUUUGAAAGAGUAUUCGUUGGAGUAG
Lodderomyces elongisporus is the source of this 1347-nucleotide messenger RNA. RefSeq names its product Ncs2p (gene NCS2). The transcript has a single exon. NCBI's taxonomy places the organism in Eukaryota, Fungi, Ascomycota, Pichiomycetes, Serinales, Debaryomycetaceae. Gene Ontology annotation, cellular component: cytosol. Gene Ontology annotation, biological process: tRNA wobble position uridine thiolation. Gene Ontology annotation, molecular function: sulfurtransferase activity; tRNA binding. The record is from RefSeq and is a predicted model, not a curated record. Bases 1 to 1347 code for a protein of 448 amino acids.